Molecule: messenger RNA, 3306 nt
Organism: Stylonychia lemnae
Lineage: Eukaryota; Ciliophora; Spirotrichea; Sporadotrichida; Oxytrichidae
Source: the annotation of a GenBank genome assembly
AUGGGUUGUCAAUAGACCUGUCAAAGAUAAAUUAACAUUAUUGAGGAGGAUUACUCAGAAUCAGAAUUCUCAGAGACUUCUUAAUCUAAAAAUGACUUUGAAAUCCAUCGACUUAAAAACAUAUCUUUUUCCAAGUAAAAAGGCAAAAGAGAUAACUCAUCACUUUUGGAAAUAAUCAAACAAAGAGAAAAUAAUAAAAAUAAGGUCAGUGUGCUUACCUUGCAAAAAGAACCGUAAAAAGCUGAAAAUCAAGAGGUGUCAUUUAUCAAUGUUUGCUGCACUAAACCAAAUUAGCAAUCGAAAUUAAUUGAAAAUCUAUCAUUCAGUAUUGCAUCCUAACUCUAAUAAUCUGAAAGAAAGAAUAAAAAUGACACCUAGAUGUCCAUAGAUAGAAAAAGAGAAGAUAAUGACUAAAACAACCAACAAAGUUUAUUGAAAAUAGUCAACUAAAAUUCAGCAAUAAAUGAUUCAAGUAAAGGUGCUAUAAUGAGCCUAGAAAAAUCACAUAUUAAAAGCAGGAAAGACUAAUAAGCGAUUAAAUCUACUCUUGGGAACAAGAUCAACAAUAAAACAAGCUUUGAUGUAUUAAUGAAUUAGGAUUUUAGUAUUUUACCUAAUAAAAAGAGAUAGAACAUACCUCGAAAAAUAACAUCACCAAUAUUUUUCACUUAGCUCCAAUAGUUCAAUGUAUUUCAAAAUAUAAUAGAUGCUGAUGAAGAUUUAAAAAGAAGAGGAAGCAAUCUUUAACCUAUGAAAGUUGCUAACCUAAUUCAAUAAAAUUAAUAAAAUUCUAAGGAAAUUUUAAAUAGCAUUAGUAGUAGCAGUUUUAGUAGUAACUUUUAAGAUGAAUAGCUAGAGAAUAGGAGAAUUUCUACUAAUCUAAAAGCUCAUCCUAAAUCUAAGUUUGCAAGCCUCAAGAAAAACUGUAUUAUGGAUGAUAAUAAGUCUGAUUAGGAUAAGGAGCCCCAAUAGAAUGAGAGUGAAAUAGAUGACGAUGAAGAAGAGGAGGAAGAAGAUCACAUGAAAAUUUUAUACAAAUCGAAUACAAUUUAAAUAGAAUAGAAGCCUGAGGACAAACUUUUAAUGCUUGAUGAGACAAUUUAGGAUCUUCUAAUGAAUAAAAUUAAAAACAAAGUAGAUUAGAUAAGUAAUCUCUAAUUACCAAAAGAUAUUAGUGCUGAGAGAUAAUAAGAUAAUUAGAACGGAACCGAUAAGCAAAAUUCAGGCCAUUCACCAAAAUCAAAUGUAGAAGACUCAAAUAUGAGUCAAAAAUCUAAAAAUAAAAAAAUAGCGAGUAUUGAGUAAUCUGAAAUUGAUUACUUAGGAGGCUCAUUUCAACAAAUGGUUAAAAAAAAGUCAAAAAAAAACAACAGCAAGCUGUUUGAUAACUAAGUUCUUAUGAUGGAAAAGUAAAAUAGCAAAUCGAGAAGAAGGAAAACAAUCAAAGAUAAAAGUGGCAAAAAGAAGGUAAUAUAGACAACCAAGACUACUUCAGUGCUGUUUCAUGGAGCUCUUAACAACAAUGGAAAUUCUUCUAACACCAUAAAUAUUAAUACUCAGUACAACAGACAAGAGGAUAAGUCUGAAGAAAUAAAGCAUGAUGAUUAAACACCAUCGCCUUUAAAUGGGGAAAGAAGCAAAAACCAAAAAAGAUCACCCAGGAAAGCAGAUAGAAAAAAGAAAGAUUAAAAAAGGGGAAAGACUUAGUUGAAUAUGCCUAAAAAUAUUCCUAAUCUUAACAGAAAUGCUUAAAGCAAUGUAGUUAAAGAUGAUGAUCCUCAAUUUUUGGAAUUUCAGAAUAAAUGGAGGCAAAAAUAAAUGGAGAUGACAUACAACAGAAAGGAAUUUAGCUCUGUUAUACUUUCUAAAAAUCACUCACAUACUGAUUUGAGUAAAAAUAUUGCUGGAAUGCAUGGAAAUAUGGCUAAUCGCACUUUGAUGAAUGUAAGAUUGGCAGGAAUGAAUUCAUAAGCAAAUCUAGGAAUAGUUAGAAGGAGCUCUUCAAAAUCUAACAGAAGAAUGAGUCUUUCAAAGUAGUUAUUCAUCAAUGAGGGCAGAGGAAAGAUAGAGUAAAAGUAUGAUUUCCUAGAAACUAUUGGCUAAGGAGGUUUUGGCUUAGUUAGAAAGGACCAUCCGAACAUUGUUAAAAUAUAUGAGUUUUAUCAGGAUAAGAAAAACCUUUACCUAAUAUAAGAGUAUAUCUGUGGAGGGGACUUAUUUGAUAAAAUUAAAAAUUCUAAGGGUGGGUUUGAGGAAAAUACUGCUGCUCUUAUAAUGAAAUAAGUACUUUCUGCCGUUUUUUAUUGCCACAAAAAUGGAAUAGUACAUAGAGAUUUGAAACCAGAGAAUAUUCUACUGGAAGAUGCAAACAGUUAUAAUAGCAUAAAAGCAUAUUAUAUUGCACCUGAAGUAUUAAAAAAGAAUUAUGAUGAGAAAUGUGACAUUUGGAGUUGUGGUGUGAUGCUACAUAUUAUGCUAUGUGGAUAUCCACCCUUUAGAGGGAAACAUGAAAGAGAAAUUCUUGAAAAAGUAGAGAUUGGCUACUUUUCAUUAAGUGGUCCUGAAUGGAAAACAGUGUCUCGAGAGGCCAAACUCCUUCUAAAAUAAAUGCUAACUUAUAUACCUAAGGAGAGAAUAUCAGCUGAAUAAGCCUUAAGCUCUUCAUGGAUCUAAAUUUAAACAAAGACAGAGGUAGUCACUAUGUAGGAAGCUCAAAAUGCACUCUAAGCACUAAGAAACUUUCAUGCUGCUUGCUUAUACAUUGCAAGUUAGUUACUAACUAGGUAGGAACUGAUGAAAUUCAAGGAUAUAUUCAACUGCUUUGAUCUUAAUGGAGAUGGUAUUUUAAGCUCUGAAGAGUUAAAAGAGCUGAUUUGUGUUCAUCUACAAAUCAGUAGAGAUAAAGCUGGUAGAGAAGCCAAUAAAAUUCUUUCUCACAUUGAUAUAAACUAGAACGGAGCAGUAGAUUUCACGGAAUUUGUGAUAGCUAUUGUCUCUAAUAAAGAUAUAUUGACCGAUGAUAAAUUGUUGAAUGCAUUUAAUAUGCUUGACAUGGAUGGAAAUGGUAGAAUAACAAAGGAGGAUCUGCAACAAGUUUUCAAAGGUACUUCAGACUAAGACAUACUAAUUGAUGAAAUGAUUGAAGAGGCCGAUGAAAAAGGAAAUGGAGAGAUUGCAUUUUAGGAAUUUAAGAAGUUAAUGCUUUCUAUGUAGAAAUAUAACUAAUAUGAAACAGGACAUAUAUAUUACUAAAACGAUUCAUCAAUUAGUAACUAAAAUCUGAAUCUCACAAUGCUAAAUAAAUGA